Molecule: messenger RNA, 1428 nt
Organism: Durusdinium trenchii
Lineage: Eukaryota; Dinophyceae; Suessiales; Symbiodiniaceae
Source: the annotation of a GenBank genome assembly
AUGUGCACGCAGCACGAGAGCUUCCACUUCGAUGCGAGCGCAGCCGUUCCCAAGAAGGUGAUCCAGGAGGUGGUGGAGGCUCUUCGCAGCGUGCCGUCCUCGGCCAACACGCAGCCCUGGACCAUCGUCGUGGUCCAAGGGGAGAAGCGCAACCAGCUGGCAAAGAAACUCUUGGAACAGUUCGAUGCAGGUGAGAUGGGAGCAGCCGAGUAUGAGCAGCUGCCCAAGACCAUGAUCCCACGGAUGUCGAAGGCGGUGGAGCUCUUUGAGAAGGAAUACUUCGAGCAUUUGGGAAUCAGUGCGGACCAGAGGUCCAAGUUCCGAAGCAACUUCGAGUUUUGGUCCGCCCCCUUGCACCUGGCGGUCUGCGCGCCCAGCGGGCCAUGUUUGAAGGAGGACCCGCCGGUGGAUGGAGUCUUCCUGGAUAUGGGCUCGGCCAUCACCGCCCUCUCCAUGUGCGCGCACGACCGGGGCUUAGCCGUGCAUUGCCACUGGCAGUUGGCACGGUUCGGCUCGGUCUACCGGGAGGUCUUGGGCAGUGACCUGCCAGAGGACCACUUCGUGGUCGCAGGCCUCAGCUUGGGCUUUCCCAUCGGCAGUCGCGCGGUGCAGACGUCGCCCGAGUUCCUGCCCACGCGGCUCACGGUGGAUGAGACCACACGUUGGCUCAACUGCGAUGCUGCUUGGCUUGCGGAGUCCAAGGUGGAGGUCGAAGCUUCGUCCCACGGAUUGAUGCACCUGGUGCAGUCGCGGCAUUGCUCGCACACCCUCGAGACGGGCCGAGCGGUGCCCAAGGAGCUGCUUCGCGAUGUGCUCUCGGCCGCGAGGAACGUGUUCUCGAUCGGCGGUGCACAACCUUGGUCCGUGACGGUGAUCCAGGGCGCUGCCCGAGAUCGGCUGUCUGAGGCCAUGUUGGCCUACUUCGACGCAGGCAACAACGGAGCUCAGACCUACAAAAAGUACAGCACCCAAAACACCGAGCGGAUGCAGAAAGGCAAGGACAUGUAUGGCUUCGAGCUCUACGAGCAACGCCACGGCUUGCAGCGCGACGAUGCCGAGGGACGCCGCGCCAAGUACCGACCCAACUACCAGUUUUGGGGUGCUCCGGUUCUAUUGCUUUUGAACGCUCCGAAAACUUCCUCCGCUGGCACCUUCAUCGACGUCGGCUCCUACAUGUACGCCAUCCUGGUGGCCAUGCACGCGUACGGGCUGGGUGGAAAGCCCUUGGGCUCCGUGGCCAAGUUCACGGAGCUUUGCCGCGAGGUCUUGGGCCCCGAAGCCAUGCCGGAGGACGAACAUUUGGUUUGCGGCAUUUGCAUCGGCUGGCCCAGCGAGGGCCGUGAUCCUCGGGAGACUCCAGACUGGUUCCCCAGCCGCUUGAGCAGUGAUGAGACCACGCGCUGGGCGGUGGACGCGGACUGGGCCUAG